Messenger RNA from Ceratina calcarata, 5222 nucleotides. It is a transcript of the gene L, whose product is annotated as zinc finger protein Lobe. The transcript has 11 exons. The record is from RefSeq and is a predicted model, not a curated record. Gene Ontology annotation, cellular component: nucleus. Gene Ontology annotation, molecular function: DNA-binding transcription activator activity, RNA polymerase II-specific; RNA polymerase II cis-regulatory region sequence-specific DNA binding. Gene Ontology annotation, biological process: regulation of transcription by RNA polymerase II. Lineage: Eukaryota; Metazoa; Arthropoda; Insecta; Hymenoptera; Apidae. The coding region runs from base 44 to 4225 and encodes 1393 amino acids.
AGUAAACCAGGCUGUUUCUGUUUGUGCAGGGCACUGCUGAUCUAUGCUGGUCGAUAACACAGAAUAUUACGGAGGGAGGAACAAUUUGAAGCAGGCAGGAAAUAAGAAUGUGCGUGAACGACAAGUGCGAAAUGUGACUGAUUUGUGGUUCGCCGUUCGAUCCUGUUGCCGCCAGCCGAGAGUUGCUAUGUCCAGGAGGAAGCAGGCGAAACCCCGAUCCCUGAAACGAGACGAGGAGUGGGACGACGGGAACGAGCAGAAUGUCCUGGCGGUAACCGAGCAGGAUAAUGAGACAACGGGAAUUAAGCAGGAUGACGAGGAGGAGGAAGAGGAGGAGGAGGAGCUGCAAAGGGCCUUCAGUCGUCAUUCCGAUGAAUAUUUGCAAGUGGAGAGAUCGUCGCCGGUGCAAGGACCAGAUUUGGAGAACCAGAACAGUCUCGACAGCGAGGCGUUGGGUACCGGAAGUUCGUCGUGGCAGAGCGAGGAUGGUGGCGGUGUCUCGCGUCGCGGGGGGGAGACCCCGUCGUCUUGCGCGACGCCGACGUCGGCCAGCUUCCCGUCGGAGCCCGAGGUCGACCCCGACACCGGGAACAACGCGAUCGCUCCCUAUCCAUGCCAAUUCUGCGAUCGCACCUUCCCGAGGCUCAGCUACCUCAAGAAGCACGAACAGAGUCACGGUGACCAAAUGCCGUACAGGUGCAGCUGGUGUGCUAGAUUGUUUAAACAUAAGCGUAGCAGAGAUCGCCACGUGAAAUUGCACACGGGAGACCGAAGAUAUCGAUGCACGCACUGCGAGGCUGCUUUCUCCAGGAGCGAUCACCUGAAAAUCCACAUGAAGACGCAUGACACGCAGAAGCCGUACCAGUGCACGGCGUGCUCGAGAGGCUACAACACGGCAGCUGCCCUGACGUCGCACAUGCAGUCGCACAAGAAGCAACACCAGUCGCAAGGAGCGAAGCUGCAGGACAUCGAUUACGGUAGAAGAAGCGUGUCCUCCCACAGUACCAGUUCGCCGCCGGUACCGACCUCUCCCUCGCCCUCGUCGUUGAACUUGACGACGUCGCUGAACUCAAAGACGUUGAAGAGCUCCCAGGGAAGCUCGUCGACCACUCCGAUCUUGACUUCCCCGCUGAAGCUGGCCUGCAUGUACUGCACCAGGGACUCGUUCAGCUGCAUGCAACAAUUGCAAAUGCACGUGCACACGAUGCAUCAGGCUAUAUUGAGCGGGGAGGCGGUCGCGAUGUCCGACUCACAGAACGGGAACGCGGAACGAGAGAAGAGGAUGGACGAGGCAUCUUCUGCGGCGAGCGACUACCAGAAGAAGCAUCGAGAAGACUCGGAGAACGCGUUCACGUGCAAUCAAUGCACCAUGAAGUUCUCCUCGUUGAACUUGUUGAGGGACCACCUGAUGUCCAUUCACAGAACUGACGGGUUCGGUGCGGGGUUGAUGCUCUGUCCCCUCUGCGGCAUUCCCUGCGCCUCGGCGGCGGCUUACGCUGAGCACUACGUUCUCCAGCACUGCGAGAAUCGAAGACUGGCUCCGCUGGAACCUCGCGAGUACGCUGCCUAUAAACCGAACGGGACUUACGACUCGAAGAGAAAUCAGAAGAGCCGCGAGCAGUCGAAUUGCGAACCGGCAGAUUUGACCAGCAAGCGUUCUCUGGACAACAAUUCUGAUAACAAUUACACCGCUGGAACGUUGCUGUGCGGUCAGUGCGGAGCGGCUCUGAAGGACUUCGAAUCGUUCAGGGAACACCUGGCCCGGCACCUUCAAGCCGAUCACCGAAGUGAAGUGGUCAGACAUCCGUGUCCGAAAUGCGACGCUAGCUUUCAGGAGAGGGAGGGAAUGCUGGCGCAUCUGACGAAACAUUAUCUCAGCCAGAUAAGCAAAGAAUACGGUUGCGGUGCUUGCAAGAAACUGUACCCCCAUCCGGACCUUCUCCAGAGGCAUCUGCUCGACAGCCACGCGCACCACCUCUAUCGAUGCGCGUUGUGCCGGGACACGUUCGACUCGAGGGUCGCGAUACAAGUUCAUUUCGCGGUGAAGCACAGCCAGGAGUGCAGGAUCUAUCGCUGCAACGCGUGUACGACGUCGAACAACGAGAACUCGCCGGGGAACGCGCCUGGGGAGGGUAAAAGCUUCUUCAGGAGCGAGUCGGAGAUGGCGAACCACGUGAGAAACGUUCACGCGCCGCCGCCGACGGCGGUCAACAGUCCGGCGGCCAGGAGUCCUGCUUCUACUCCCGGUCUCACCGGGAACGCGACCUCCGCGAGAUGUGUGUUCUGCGGCGUGUGCUGCAAUUCCGAGCUGGAGUUGCAGCUUCACUUGGCCAGCCACUCGGCCAACAUGUACAGAUGCCCGGUUUGCAGAGAGGGAUUCGCAGUCGAAUUUUUAUUGGACAGACAUAUCGCCCAGGCGCAUCAUCAGACCGAGGAUCAGCCCAGAACUAAUUCCAGGGAAAACGGGAGGAUCGGCAGGCCACCAAGGUUGCAGGACGAGACGAAAUCGCAGAAGAGAGGACGUUCUCCAGCUUCCAGUAACAACAACUCGUUGAAUCAACGGGACAAUAAUAACAAACGUGCGAAUUACGCGAAUUACGCGAACUAUACGAGCUACGCAAACUACGCGAACCCGUCCUCGUCCCCUCAGCAGCAGCAGCAGCAAUGCGAUCUCUGCGAGAGAGGCGAAUUUUCGAACGAAGCGGAGCUCCAAGCGCACAAGAAAGUCGCCCAUCCUGCUACCAACAAGCUACAAAGCAAAUCCGUUGCGAAUUUAAGCAUGACUUGCGCCUACUGUGGAGAAGCUUGUCGCUCGAGGGCUGAGCUCGAGUCGCACACGAGAAUCCAACACGCCUCGAACGAGCCCGGCGGUCGUCACAAGUGCAACAUCUGCGACGAGGUCUGCCCCUCUGGCGCAAUCCUUGCUGAACAUAAAUUACAGAAACAUUGCAAGAUCCAAUUGAGCGAUACCUGCAUCGUUUGCCGGGGGAGUCUGACGACGGAGUCCCAGUUCUUGGAACACGUGCAACGGCACAGCUUGGAGAACGUGGACCCUCAGCAGAGAUUGGACAACGGAUCACUUCCCGCUGCGCAUCUACCCGCCGCGUGCGUCGUUUGCCGGCAGACGUUGAUCAGCGAUCUGGAGUGUCGCCUUCACGCCAGGCACCACCUGAGAGUCUCUACGGGGUCGAACAGCGCUGGGUCUGGUGCGAGUCCGAGUCCCAGCCCGAAUCGGAAGAGUCAGAGCCCGAGUUGUUGUCUCUGUUUGAGGGAUUGUUCGACAGACGAGUUCGUGAAUCUUCCUCCGAGUCACGUGAGCGGCGGAAGUCAGACUCUGAGGGUGUGCAAGCCCUGUUACAUUCGCCACUCUCAGGGUUUACCUAUAUUAAAUUCACCGUACGAGCCUGUCAGAUCGAAGUGCGAGCGUCCUUGGUUGAAGGAUGGACAAUGGGACAGUUCCAAGGAUAGAUGGGAGACCGAAGGAAGAUUCAAGGAAGGCAGGAGCGAGGAUGGGAAGAGGUGCCACGACUGCGGGUUGAAGUUCGAGGAUCCCGAGGAGAUGGAGAAGCACAGGCUGGAACACGAUAAGCCGGUACCUUCGAACGCGCGUACUUACACGUGCAUACAGUGUCAGAUAUCGUUCCCAACGGAGGCAAAGAUACAGCAGCACGUGAGGAAAGAACACCUGGAGGGCUCGGGAAACGCUGUCAUCGAGGCAUUGCGAUGUCAUCUGUGCUUGUUUGAGGCUAGCAGUCCAUUACAGCUACAGAGUCAUUUGAUAGAACACACUUUCGCUGGAUGCGCCGCGCUCAGUUGUUACAUUUGCCAGUCUCUCUUCACCGCGCCUAUCGGCCUUCAGAAUCACAUGCUUCAAGAACACGGUUUAGGCGCUCGUCCGUACGACUGCUCCAAGUGCACUCUCAAGUUCUUCUUCAGAGCCGAGUUGGAUCACCAUAUGCUAACGUUCCAUAGACCAUCUUCGCCUGGUACCACUCCGGAAAAUGGCAUGGAUCAGAAAUCCAAUGAUAGGAAAGAGGGGAACGGUGAGAGCGAAGUUAAGGUGAAGGAGGAAGUGAUGCCAGAGACCGUGGAAGAAGACGAGGAAGAGAUCAACGUAGACGAGCAAGUGGAACAGGGUAACGAGUCGGACGGACGGACACAAAUCGGGAAUAACUUGAAGACAGAAACUGAAGGUGAAACCGUUCCCCAGAAAGUAGAGUCGUGAUUAUAUUCCGAUAACCGAAUGCGUUUAUAGUAAUUAAUCUGUGAAACUUAUAAUUUUCUAUCAUGUUCCUUUCGCCGAAAUGUAAAUGUUUCACGUAAGUGAAAAGGGUACUGCUGUUGGUUUCGAUCAAAUUUGUUGAUCUUCGUGUAUAGUUUCUUCUAAUUUAAGAGUUAUCUUCUGUACAACAAGAAAGAUAUUGAUUUAUUUUAUAAGAUAUAAGAAUACUGUUUAUAUUGUACAGUCUAGUUUUCCUCUUCCUUAAGAAGUGUUGUCCUUCUUAAUACGUUAUUAUUGCUUGUUAACGAUCCCAAGGAUUUGUCGUUUUACUCGAUUAUAAUAGUAAGUUUCGUUAAAAAUUCCUUUGCUUCCUAUCCGUCAUGAACGUUGUGUAAAAUAUUACAUGUUAUAUAAUAUUAAAACGUAUUCUACGAUUUACAACGUGUGUGGGCGUUCACAUAAAAGCAUCGUACUUCAUUUCUCGUUCGCGAGAAAGGUUCGGCAAGCAUCCUUUCGCAGGUGUUAAGUGUAAAUACAAUAAAUAAUAAUUAGAAUGUACAAUUAUAGCAAUGUUUUAUUAGUUUUGAUCGUAUAUUUAAACGAAACAGAUGCAAUAACUUGUCCAUUAGGCUUAUAAGUUCUUAAAUCGAUAAGAUAGUUAUUUACGUAAUAAAUUAUUGUUUUAAAUCAGAAGUUCCAUUUUCCCCUUCAUUCAAUCGCUACGAUUUCAGUAACGUGAAACGUAAGAGACUCCUAAGCCUGCACAUUCAAUUCCGUUCAGUAGAAAUGAAGUUACACUUCAAUAGACCCUUCCUGAGUAUGCCUUCAAAAGUCUCGUCAAAAUCGGCACACUAAAAGCUAAGUUGCUUUUUUAAAACUGCACGAGAGCAUUCCUGCCUUGUAGCAUCUGCGGAAUCGUUCAUUUAGAUUCUGUAUUCUGAGUGCAUAAUGUCCACGUCCCCAGAUCUUUUUUAUUCUGUAACUUAUUUUCAAAUGAAAU